AUGGGAGUGAAGGAAAUAUAUUCCGAUAUGAUGAUGGAUUGUUUCGGACUCGUGUUAUCUCAUCUAGAUGGCAAGCCUACAGAGCGUUUAGUAUGUGCCACGUGUGUGAUACGACUCCGCGAAGCGUUUGCUUUCAGACAACAGGUGCUACGCUGUGAAGAGGCCUUCUUGCAGAUGAGGAUGUGUGAUGCAGAAAGCGAGGAGCGUCGUUUGGCCACAGACGGUGAGAACCUGAUGAAAACAGAGGUUAAACUGGAACCCAGCGAUGAGUCGUCCCAGUCGCCGCGAUCACCGCUUUGCGACGCUUUAGCCGAUGAUAAUAAUUACGAUCCAACCCGUGAAGAGGACGACUCUUCGAAUGAUGACUUACCACUCUUGCCACGAAGGACUUUGAAAGCUGCUGACUCUGUACAACAUAAAGAGGCAAUGGACGUAGUUUCUGAUCCACCCGUGGCAACUAUCUUACCUAAAAAGGAAGCAGAAAGCAAUGAAGUUAAAAGGCCACAAUCAAGAUUGUCGGAGAAAAAUGUGAAUGGGUCGGCAGUGGUGCCUUUGGUCCGACAAAUGCUAAAACAAAAUCUUCCAAUGUCUAAAGUGCAGCAGUUGAUGAGGGAAAGGGAUCCGUCUUACAUGACGGAAACAAACAUACUAACUAUCGUAGAGUUCUCCUACGUCUGCCCUUUCAAAUGCAGGCACAAUCACUUACUCUGCUACUACUGUGGAGCAAAUUUCCCUGAUCCUCACUUAUUGAGGCAACACACAGCCAACUCCCAUCAUCCGAAGAAGUUCAAAGUGAUAGAGCACAAGAAUAUGAUAAAAGUGGACCUAACAAGGAUAGACUGCAGACUGUGCUCCGCUAAAAUCGACAAUCUCGAAGACUUCAAAAACCAUAUAACAAGUGUCCACGACAAAAGAUACUACUUUGAUCAUAAAGAUUCAGUGUUACCGUUCCGUUUGACCAAGGACGAGUUGAAGUGUGCAAUAUGUCACAUCACCUUUCCGUAUUUCCACGCAUUGAACAAGCAUAUGAACGAGCAUUUCAGUAAUUAUGUGUGUGAAACUUGUGGGUUAGGUUUUGUUGAUAAGGGUCGUUUCGUGAUGCACCAGCAAAGGCAUGAAGAGGGUGACUUCCCUUGUGAGACAUGUGGGAAAGCGUUCAAAGCGCAGUAUAACAGAGACUUACAUGUGGACAGGGUGCAUAAGAAACGAGCAAGGGUGUAUUGCCCGAAGUGUGAUAUUCGGUUGAUGACAUAUCAGCAGAAGUUGAAACAUUUGGUUGAAGUGCACGGGGAGGAGCCACUAAGUUUUCCGUGCAACUUGUGUGACAGAGUUUGUGAGACACGGCGAUCCCUGACCAUUCAUCGGAGGAAGGAUCAUUUAAAAGAUUACAGGUACGAAUGUAAUUGUUGUGGGCACAAGUUCUUCACACGCUUCGCUCUCAACAACCACAUGCCUACUCACACCGGGGAACGGAACUUCAAAUGCAAGGUGUGCGAGAAAUCAUAUCCUCGCCUUAAGACUCUCAAAGACCAUCUCCGGAUCCACACAAACGACAGACGUUACCGUUGCCAUGUCUGCGGGCAGGCCUUUAUACAGAACUGCAGUCUCAAAGGGCACAUGAAGAGCCAGCACCCUGAAUAUGGAUAG
Molecule: messenger RNA, 1647 nt
Organism: Parnassius apollo (apollo)
Lineage: Eukaryota; Metazoa; Arthropoda; Insecta; Lepidoptera; Papilionidae
Source: the annotation of a GenBank genome assembly